This is a messenger RNA of Lasiosphaeria miniovina, 2520 nucleotides long. RefSeq names its product glycoside hydrolase family 31 protein. The transcript has a single exon. Lineage: Eukaryota; Fungi; Ascomycota; Sordariomycetes; Sordariales; Lasiosphaeriaceae. Gene Ontology annotation, biological process: carbohydrate metabolic process. Gene Ontology annotation, molecular function: hydrolase activity, hydrolyzing O-glycosyl compounds. Bases 1 to 2520 code for a protein of 839 amino acids. The record is from RefSeq and is a predicted model, not a curated record.
AUGGCCGACCGCUAUUCCUUUCCGUCCAAUCCGGCCACCAACCCCGACUCGAUCGUGACGGGCCGCAAGGGGAGCCACUACCGCUUCAGCGUCCUCACCGAGCGCCUGCUGCGCUACGAGUGGUCCGACGAAGGCAAGUUCGAGGACCGCGUCUCCACCGUCGCCGUGUUUCGCUGGUUCGAGAAACCCGAGUACUACGUCCGGGAUCUCAAGGACAGCCUCGAGAUCAAGACAUCUCACUUUCAUCUCAUCUACGACAAGAAGCCCUUUUCCCCCGAGGGCCUCCGUGUUAAGGUCGGCAAGGACGUCUGGUCCUACGACGGAAAGAGCUACGGCGACCUAGGCGGCACCGCCAGGACCCUCGAUGGCGUCAAUGGCCGCAUCGGCCUUGCCGCCGGCGUGCUGUCUCGCAGCAAGGCUUACGCCGUGCUCGACGACAGCGAGUCGAUGCUCUUCGACGACGGCUGGAUCGCCAUCCGCCGCAAGGGCCACAAGGACGGCUACCUGUUUGCCUACCACGGCGACCACAAGGCCGCCGUCAAGGACUUUUACCGCCUCUCGGGGAACCAGCCCGUCCUGCCGCGCUGGGUCCUGGGCAACUGGUGGUCUCGCUACCACGAAUACACGGCCGACGAGUACAUCGAGCUGGUCGACCAUUUCAAGCGGGAGGACAUCCCACUGAAUGUCGGCGUCAUUGACAUGGACUGGCAUCUGGUCGACAUCCCGUCCAAGUACGGCAACGGCUGGACCGGCUACACCUGGAACCGCGACCUGUUCCCGGAUCCCGAGGCCAUGCUCAAGGACCUGCACAGGCGAGGCCUCAAGAUAGCGCUUAACGACCACCCCGCCGACGGCAUUAGAGAGUUCGAGGACGAGUACAGGGCCGUCGCCAAGUACCUGAAGCACGACACCUCCAAGGGCGCGCCCGUCAGGUUCGACUGCUGCGACAAGAAGUUCCUCGACGCCUACUUUGACGUCCUCAAGGUCGCACUCGAGAAGCAAGGCGUCGACUUCUGGUGGAUCGACUGGCAGCAGGGCACGGAAUCGAAGCUGCCCGGAGUGGACCCGCUGUGGGUGCUCAACCACUACCACUACCUAACCAGCAAGCGCGGCCUCGGCAACCUCGAGAAGCCCAUCACCUUCUCGCGAUACGCCGGGCCCGGAUCCCACCGCUACCCCAUCGGCUUCUCGGGCGACACCGUCAUCAGCUGGGCGUCGCUCGAGUUCCAGCCCGAGUUCACGGCCACGGCGUCCAACAUUGGCUACGGCUGGUGGAGCCACGACAUCGGCGGCCACUUCUCCGGUAUCCGGUCCAACGACCUCACGGCCCGCUGGGUGCAGUUCGGCUGCUUCUCGCCCAUCAUGCGUCUGCACUCGACCAAGAACCAGUGGAACUCCAAGGAGCCCUGGAAGUACGAGUGGGAGACGUUCCAGGUGAUGAAGAAGUACCUCAUCCUCCGCCACCGCCUGAUUCCCUUCCUGUACACCAUGAGCAUCAGGGCGGCCUACGAGGGUGAGCCCUUGAUCCAGCCCAUGUACUGGAACCACAAAGACGACGAGGCAUACACGGUGCCCAACCAGUAUUACUUCGGCCCGGAUUUGAUCGUCGCGCCCAUCACCUCGCCCCUCAGCACCACGACCCUGUUGGGCGGCGUGCGCGCCUGGCUUCCCGCCGGCCGCUAUGUCGACCUGUUCCACCCGAGCCUGGUCUACCGCGGCAACCGUGACGUGUACGUGCAUCGCAACAUGUCCGAGAUCCCCGUCCUGGCCAGAGAGGGCACCGUCAUCCCGAUCGACUCGACGCCCAAGCUCGCCAACGGCUCGUUGCCGCCGACCGAAAUCACCAUCCUGCUCGUCGUCGGCGCCGACGGCUACUUUGAGCUGGUGGAGGAGCCGCUGGACGAGGAGGCGAGCAUGCAGGUGACGCCCGCGCAGAGCUCGUACAGGCGCACGCCCAUCACGUGGAAGCAGAAGGAGGGCAUCAUCAUCAUCGGGCCCGAGUGGAACGGUGUGGCCAACGAUAGGAACUGGCGCACGUGGAACCUCAAGCUGGUGGGCCACACGAGCACGGCGGCGCGCAUCGACGCCCAGGUCGGCAGCCACCGCGUGACGGUGGUGGACGGCGGCAAGUCGACGCUGAUCGAGCUGGGGCCCGUGCACCGCUUCGCGGCUAAGGGCACGGCGUUCGAGAUCUCGCUCGGCGACGACCUGCAGCUCGACGUCGUCGACAUCCCUGCCCGCGUCCAUGACGUGCUCUACCGCGCCGAGACGUACUACGACACCAAGGAGGCGGUCUGGCGCCUCAUCACCGAGGACGGGGACGCCGUCGAGCACCGCGUCCAGCGCCUGUUCGAUUGGGGCGUCGAGCGCACCCUCAUCAACGCCCUCGUCGAGAUCUGGGCGGCCGACGAGCGCGCCUCGGGCACCGCGGCCGGACACGAGCUGUGGGCGACGGACAUCCCGAAGGCAGCCGAGGUGGAGGAGGUGGAGAGCUCGGGCGACGAGUUUGUCGUGGUUUGA